This is a messenger RNA of Aaosphaeria arxii CBS 175.79, 315 nucleotides long. RefSeq lists its product as uncharacterized. The transcript has a single exon. The record is from RefSeq and is a predicted model, not a curated record. The annotation marks the transcript as partial. Gene Ontology annotation, molecular function: acyltransferase activity, transferring groups other than amino-acyl groups. Lineage: Eukaryota; Fungi; Ascomycota; Dothideomycetes; Pleosporales.
UGUAAAAAGCGCGUGCUGCAUAGGGAUGAGAGGUACUACUACGUGGCGCAGGUGGGCACGCUGAGUUCGCGGCGGGGCAGGGGGUUGUGUCCGAUGGUUAUGAAGGGGGUGUUGGAGAGGGCGGGGAGGGAUGGCACGCCGGUUUGGUUGGAGGCGAGUUCAGAGGGGAGUAGGAGGGUGUAUGCGAGGUGUGGGUUUAGGGAUGUGGAGGGCGGGGAGGGGAUUUUGCUGGGGAAGGGGGAGUGUGGGAUGGAUGGGGAGAGGAAGGAGAAGGGGGAGGGGGUUAGGUGUUGGCCGAUGGUUUGGUGGCCUGAG